AUCACAUUCAGACAGACAGCGGAUGAUGGUGAAGAUGUCAGGUGUGUUAGCCCAGGUUAAACAGCUGAAGACAAAUACGAUACACAUCGGAUUGAUGAGGAAUACAUCAACAGCAUGAAGGGUGCUAGUUGUCCAGAAGAGAAGUCUUUCUGUCUGUAUUCCUGGUUUUCCAGGAAUCAAAUACUCUCAGAUUGAGGUCCCGGCUGUGGGAUGGAGAUGGAACGUUACUUGGGGGAAAAUUCUGCCGCUCCGCCCAACGCCACCAACGUCACAACCACAACAGGGGCAACGUUUCAUGUUAAGGCGUUGACAGAACGAUUAGCCCUGGUGGCUCUGUUGGCUUUGCUGACGCUACUGACGGCCAUCAUGAACGCUGCUGUUAUCGCGGCCAUUUGCACCACCAAGAAGCUCCACCUCCCCGCAAACUACCUCAUCUGCUCAUUGGCUGUCACUGACUUCCUGGUUGCUGUGCUGGUAAUGCCUAUUAGCAUCCUCUACAUCACCAUGGAGACGUGGUCUUUGGGGCAGAUUGUGUGUGAGGCGUGGCUGAGCGUCGACAUGACCUGCUGUACUAGCUCUAUUCUGCAUUUGUGCGUCAUAGCACUGGACCGCUACUGGGCCAUCACCAAAGCCAUCGAAUAUGCACGCAAGAGGACAGCUCGUCGUGCGGCCAUCAUGGUGGCGACGGCGUGGCUGAUUUCUGUGUUUAUCUCUAUACCUCCUCUGUUUUGGAGGCGUCGGGAGGACGGCGGUGGCCCGCAGCAGUGCAUCAUAGAGCACGAUCACGUGGGCUAUACCAUCUUUUCAACCUUUGGCGCAUUUUACAUCCCCAUGACACUCAUCCUCAUCUUGUACUCGCGCAUCUAUGCCGCCGCCAAGACGCUGUAUCAGAAACGGGGCUCGUCGCGACACCUCAGCAGCCGUAGCACCGAUAGCCAGAACUCUCUGAACCACUGCCGGGUCACGCACGCUUUCUGCAUCUCCGACCUCUCAAAUUCUGACCCUACAACAGAGUUCGACCGGAACAACAUCGCAAUUCGCAUGCCAUCCAUCGAUAUGGAAAUGGCAGAUUCAGAUGAGAGGAAUCAGAUCUGUACGUCCCGUGAGAGGAAGGCUGCACGGAUUUUGGGCCUUAUCAUGGGAGCUUUCAUCCUGUGCUGGCUACCAUUCUUUCUGAAAGAGCUGCUGGUGGGCCUGAAGAUGUUAAAUCCACCGCCUCACGUGUCAGACCUUCUCACGUGGCUGGGCUACAUGAAUUCUUUGAUUAACCCGUUGCUCUACACCAGCUUCAAUGAGGACUUUAAACAGGCCUUUAAGAGACUGAUCGGACGCAAAGAGCACACAUAGGCACAAAUUGUACCUUAAAGAGACUCUUAAACUAAAUCAUGCACAACUGAGUUCUAGAUUUUGGAUUUUCACUAAAGUCAAUAUGUUUCUCAAGAGAAAGUAUCACUUGAAACA
This is a messenger RNA of Paramisgurnus dabryanus, 1461 nucleotides long. Its product is annotated as 5-hydroxytryptamine receptor 1E. Gene Ontology annotation, molecular function: G protein-coupled receptor activity. Lineage: Eukaryota; Metazoa; Chordata; Actinopteri; Cypriniformes; Cobitidae. Gene Ontology annotation, cellular component: plasma membrane. Gene Ontology annotation, biological process: adenylate cyclase-activating adrenergic receptor signaling pathway; positive regulation of MAPK cascade. The record is from RefSeq and is a predicted model, not a curated record.